CCCUGCUCCAAAUGCACUGGCACUGGCAGAGUUUGGGGACGUUGAAGUUGCAGUAGAGAACGCCCCAGCGGCCUUUUUGCACCAAGCUGACCAGCGUCUGGUGAUCCUUUUCUUCUUUGCUGAGGCGGAGGGGUGACGAAUCUUUGCACCCAAUCGGAUUUUUUGAACUGCUCAGACCUGGGCGGGUUAGGGGCAGAGUCUGAGGUUUUACUCCAGUUCGCCUGUACAUACUGAACUUAUUGUUGAGGGCUUACCAGUUCCUCCUGCAGGGGAUGGCUCCUCGCCAGGGAUGCCUGUUGGCGGCGCUGUUGCUGGGCCUGUGGGCGUCUCUCUGCUCCGCCCGGUUUAUUGUGGAAACCCACAGCAUCCGGGUGACAGCUCCUAAAGAAUUGAAGGGCACGUUUGACAGCUCAAUCGCAAACUUUGGGACGCCAAAUUACGGUGGCUCGUUGUCGGGGGUUGUUGUCUUCCCCAGCGUAGACCAGGACGCGUGUACAGGGUUUGCAGAUGGAGGAUACAACUUCAGGACGCAGGCAGGGCAGCUGCCGAAGAUUGUCUUGGUCGACAGAGGCAGCUGCUACUUCACCAAGAAGGUGUGGGACGCCCAGCAGGCGGGCGCGUCGGCCGUCAUCGUCGCAGAUGACAAGGACGAGCCCUUGAUCACGAUGGACGCCCCAGAGGAUGACCCCACCGCCGAUGAGUACCUCGCCCAAAUCUCCAUCCCGUCGGCGCUCAUCACCAAGGACCUGGCAGACAAGCUCAAGAAGGCGCUCUCCGAUAAGCAGCUGGUGCAGAUCGUGCUUGAUUGGAGCGAGGCGAUCGCGCACCCGGACGAGCGCGUCGAGUACGAGUUCUGGACCAACUCGAACGACGAGUGCGGGCAGAAGUGCGACGCGCAGGCGGCGUUCGUCAGGGACUUCAAGGCCGCCGCGCAGAUCCUGGAGCAGGGGCAGUUCACGCUGUUCACGCCGCACUACAUCACGUGGUACUGCCCCGACUCGUACAGAGACAGCCUGCAGUGCCAGCUGCAGUGCAUCAACAACGGGCGCUACUGUGCGCCCGACCCCGAGCAGGACUUUGAGCAGGGGUACGACGGGCGGGAUGUCGUCAUUGAGAACCUGCGCCAGCUGUGCGUGUACCGUGAGGCGACGGCGGCCAAGAAGCCCUGGGUGUGGUGGGACUACGUGUCGGACUUUGAGAUCCGCUGCUCCAUGGCUACGGGGCAGUACAACGCCGAGUGCGCGGAGCAGGUCAUCACUUCACUCGGCCUUGACGUGAAGAACAUCCGCAACUGCGUCGGUGACCCCACCGCCGAUGUGGAGAACACCGUUUUGGCAGCAGAACAGAAGGCUCAGGUCGGUGAUGGCGAUAGGGGCGAUGUCACCAUUUUGCCCACUGUGGUCAUCAACAACAGGCAGUACCGAGGCAACCUGGAGAAGCAGUCGGUGCUCAAGGCCAUCUGCUCUGGGUUCAAGGAGACCACCGAACCCGCGGUGUGCCUGGGGGCAGACGUGGAGACCAACGAGUGCCUCGACAACAACGGUGGUUGCUGGCAGGAUACCAAAAUGAACGUCACGGCCUGCAAGGACACUUUCCGCGGCCGCGUGUGCGAAUGCCCGGUGGUCAACGGGGUGACCUUCUCUGGGGAUGGCUACACGCACUGCGCACCUUCGGGCGUGGGCAAGUGCAGCCUAAACAAUGGCGGGUGCUGGAGCAUGAAGGACCCCCACAGCAGUACCGUCUUCUCCGCCUGCCGCGAGGGCGUCGACCACUGCGUCUGCCCGCCGGGCUUCCGCGGGGAUGGCAUCACCUGCCAGGACAUCGACGAGUGCGCCUCAGACUCGACCGUGUGCAAGUGCCCCGAGUGCAAUUGCCGCAACACGAUUGGCUCCUUUGAGUGCACCUGCAGUGCCGGGAAGCUCUACAUGCGCGACCACGACACCUGCAUUGUUGCGUCCUCUGAAAGCGGCAGCAGCAAGGCUACCUCAUCUACAAGUACAGGCUCAGACAAUACAUGGAUUCGGAGAUCCGGGCUAUCAUGGCCCAGUACAUGCCUCUUGACAGCACGCAGGAGCAGGCGGGGGCACAGCUGGUCGAAAGGGAUGGCGCCGUGUAACUGUAUGUGGCCAGUUUGUUUUCAGGCGCUCAAGAAGCUGGUGUCUCGUCGUCGACGAGGAUGGUUGUAG
Klebsormidium nitens is the source of this 2186-nucleotide messenger RNA. NCBI's taxonomy places the organism in Eukaryota, Viridiplantae, Streptophyta, Klebsormidiophyceae, Klebsormidiales, Klebsormidiaceae. The record is from the annotation of a GenBank genome assembly.